Molecule: messenger RNA, 2520 nt
Organism: Conger conger (European conger)
Lineage: Eukaryota; Metazoa; Chordata; Actinopteri; Anguilliformes; Congridae
Gene: nme9
Product: NME/NM23 family member 9
Exons: 19
Coding region: 36-2078 (680 amino acids)
Biological process (GO): UTP biosynthetic process; CTP biosynthetic process; GTP biosynthetic process
Molecular function (GO): nucleoside diphosphate kinase activity
Source: RefSeq, a predicted model, not a curated record
UCACUUUUUUUUCUUCCUUAAAACGAAUACAUUCAAUGGCUGGAAAAAAGAAAGAAGUGAGUUUGCAGAUGGCUGCCACAAACCAAGAGCAUUGGGAUGAAAUGCUAGCAAUAAAAGGGUUGAAUGUGAUCGAUGUGUAUCAGCAAUGGUGUGGUCCCUGUCGCGCUGUAGUCAGCCUUUUCCGGAAAGUGAAGAACGAAUUGGGGGAUGACCUGUUGCAUUUCGCCACGGCAGAAGCAGACAGCAUUGAUGCCCUGGAGAAGUACAGAGGGAAGUGUGAGCCUACCUUCCUGUUCUAUGGAGGUGGAGAACUGGUUGCCGUCUUGCGAGGAGCAAAUGCUCCUCUCCUGCAGAAGUUGGUGGUGGAAGAGCUGGCCAAGGAGAAGAAGGUUCUGGAACAGGGAGCAGAACGCAGAGUGGUGAGGGAUGAAGGUCUGAAUGCGGAGGAAGAAGAGGAGGUCAUUGACCAUGAGCAAAGUGAUGAAGAUGUACUCGUGCCCGCCAGCAAAUCGUACACGGUGGCGAUAAUAAAACCGGACGCUGUCGCGCACGGCAAAGCAAAUGAAAUUAUGAUGAAGAUCCAGGAGGCGGGCUUCGAGAUCCUCGCCCACGAGGAGAGGACUCUGAGCAAGUUGGAGGCUCGGGACUUCUACCAGCACAAGGCAGGCGAGCCGUGCUUCGAGGAGCUGGUGCAGUUCAUGUCCAGCGGGCCCUGCCACAGUCUGGUGGUGUCCAGGCAGGAGGGUUCUGAUGAUGUCAUCCCCGCGUGGCGAGAGUUCAUUGGUCCAGCUGACACUGAAGAGGCCCGGAGGGACAAGCCAGAGAGCUUAAGGGCCCAGUAUGGAACAGAGACCCUGUCCAAUGCCCUGCAUGGCAGUGAAGACAGUGACCAGGCCAGCAGGGAGCUGGCUUUCUUCUUCCCUAACUUCAGAACUACCUCUAAUUUGGAGCAGUAUGGGAUAGAGGAGUACCCAGUGGAGAGGACACUGGCUAUUAUUCGGCCUGACACGGCCAGAGAGAAGAGAGAGGAGAUCCUGGCUCGUAUUGAAGAGGCAGGCUUCACUGUAGCCCUCCAGAAGGAGGUGAUGCUGACAGAGGAGCAGGUCAGACAGUUCUACAGCCAGCACCAGGAGGAGGACUACUUCCCCGCGCUCCUCCAAAACAUGACCAGCGGGCCUGUGCUGGCCCUUGCCUUGGUGAGGAAAGGUGCUGUUCAGCGCUGGAGGGACAUACUGGGGCCCAAAAAUGUCACCAGGGCCAAGGAAGAGGACCCUGACAGCCUGCGAGCCCAGUUCGCGGUGGAGAGCGACCCCAUUAACCAGAUUCACGGCAGUGGGAGUCAGGAGGAGGCAGAGCGUGAAAUAGAGUUCUUCUUCCCCCGGGAGCGCACCCUGGCCGUCAUCAAGCCCGACGCCCUGGACGGGCACAAAGAGGAAAUCCUGGAGCACAUCCAGAAGGCCGGCUUCACCAUCUCCCGGACCAAGGAGACCGUGCUGUCCCAGGAAAUGGCGGAGGAGUUCUACAAGGAGCACAGAGACAAGCCUUUCUUCAGCCAGCUGGUGGAGUUUAUGUCCCGGGGCCCCUGCCUGCUGAUGGCCCUCACCAAGGAGAACGCCGUGGAGGAAUGGAGAGCCAUGAUGGGCCCCGCGGACCCCACCCGGGCGAAAGAGGAGGCACCCGACUCCCUGAGGGCCCGCUUCGCCACCGACAUCCUGCAGAACUGCGUCCACGGCUCCUCCAACCCACAGCACGCCAGCGAAAAGAUCCACUUCAUCUUCGGGGACAUCCUCUCAAACGGGGACCCACAAGACCAGGGACCUGAGGUUGGCGGAGACGAACAUGCAGAGGAGACUAAAAUCAAUGGACAAGAGCCGGCCUCCUCCCCUGUUGCUGCCACUGCCACAGAGUCCCCUGGGCCUGUCCCUGAGGAGAGUUCUGAACCAGGAGGAGCGGAGGGCCAAUCACAGCCCACCGACCAAAGUGCCCAAGAAGGGAAGCAGACACCUGUUCCUAGUGAGGCUACAGAAGCACAUGACCCUGGGGAUCAGAGGGAGGAAACAGAAACAGCCCCACCUUGACUGGAUAGGCCUUGGGAGGACCCAUCUGGAAAUGUCUCAGGAAAAUGCAGCAAGGAGUGUGGAAAGUGUCUUGAUUUCCAAAAUGAGUCCCAACACAUUUUUACUCAGAGCAGUAUCCUAUUAAUUCAGUAGGUUGCUUAAGGUCUCAUCUAUCCCUAUGAAGGAGGUGGAGAGGAUGUUCUGUGAUUGCCUCGGUGCAUGUCUUUCUGUAUGAUUGUCGGUCCCUGAACAAUAUAAAGUAUCAUUGGAGAAACAAAAAUGAUAAAAACAAACAUUGCCUGGGAAACAAGAAAGAAAAAGGUAGUUUUUGUGGAUUUUAAUUACUGCGGUACGCUCUCUGCAAGAUUACAGUGCUGUAAUUUAAUCAUGUUCUAAAUUGUAUUGUUACCUCGAAAGUGUCACUUUACCCAGGUAAGCAAAAUUAAAUUAAAUGUGCUUGACU